AUGCCCCAGAAUGGCGCGUUUUCGCUGUCGAAGCAGGAAACGCUGGGGGAGGAAAUUGAGAUGAGGUCUGCUGUCCAUCUCGAAGACGAGAACGUCGGCCCUGAAGCCCCUUUGAUCUCGGGAGAUACUGCUCUUGCCCCUGACCACGGUGACAAUGGCAAAAGUGCAGCGAGCAAGCCGAAUCCGCACCCUUCCGGAUCCAAAUUUCUAUGGAUGCUCACCUUCGCGGCCUGCAUCAGCGGUCUCCUGUUCGGCUAUGAUACCGGAGUCAUCAGCGGAACCCUUGUUUCUGUCCGAUCAGACCUCUCUGCUCGACCUUUGACAACCCUCGACAAGUCCCUGAUCACAUCCUGUACAGCACUGUUUGGGCUUAUAGCAAGUCCCUUUGCGGGUAUACUGGCGGACAAAUGGGGUCGGAAGGUUGUCAUACUUAUAGCAGAUGGCCUGUUUACUGCCGGAGCUUUAUGGCAGGCUGUGACUGGCACCGUAUGGGGGAUGAUCCUUGGGCGGAGCAUUGUGGGUCUUGCUAUCGGAGGAGCAAGUCUGAUUGUUCCGUUAUACAUUUCAGAGCUGGCCCCAGGCCAUAUUAGGGGUAGACUCGUUACUGUUUCUCUCCUCUUCAUCACUGGCGGCCAGGUCGUUGCAUACAUUGUAGGAUGGGGCUUCUCGACCAUUCCAGCAGGAUGGCGCUGGAUGGUCGGGCUUGGAGCUGUACCCGCAGUCUUCCAAUUUGCACUACUGACGUUGAUGCCGGAAACACCUCGAUGGCUCAUCAAAGCUAGAUGUGAAGAACGUGCAAAGCGCAUUCUCGAGAAGGUCUAUCACGACGAGAGAUAUCCGACAGAGGACGCAGUAUCCUACACGCUGCAAGCCAUUAAAUCAGAAAUCCUAGAAGAAGAACAUGCAAGUCUAGCGAGCCCGAAAUCCUCGUCGAUCCUCCCGCCAACGUUUUCGUCCCUCCUCUUCCACCCGCCACACGCCCGAGCACUUACGAUAGCCUGCCUACUGCAAGGCUUACAACAACUCUGCGGCUUCAAUUCUCUAAUGUACUUCUCUGCCACGAUAUUUUCUAUUCUUCGCUUUUCUUCACCAACUCUCAUCUCCCUAAGCAUUGCAGUCACCAACUUUCUGGCCACCAUCGCCGCUUUCUACCUGAUCGACCGUGUCGGGCGGCGCAGAAUCCUCCUCUAUACCAUUCCGGGCAUGGUUAUAGCUCUCCUCCUCUGCGCGUUCGCAUUCACAUUUAUCAACCUCGCUCCACCAACAGAUCAGCAAGGCACCGUAGCUGGCUCCUCUACACCCUCUCGCCUGCCUGCUGUUGCAAUUCUCAUCUCCCUCCUCCUGUACGUGAUUCCUUACGCUACUGGCCUCGGUCCAGUUCCCUGGCAGCAAUCCGAGCUUUUCCCACUUUCUGUCCGCAGCCUCGGCUCCUCGCUCUCCACCUCCACCAACUGGCUUUGCAAUUUUGUUGUUGGCGUGACUUUUCUCCCGAUGAUGGACGUGCUGACGCCGUUUUGGACAUUCGCAACGUAUGCGGGCGUAUGUGCAUUGGGAUGGGUGGCUGUUUGGGCAAUCUAUCCAGAGACUAUGAACAUGGAUCUGGAGGAUGUGGGUGAGCUAUUGAAAGAUGGCUGGGGUGUGAGAGAGAGCUUAAGGAGAGUGGAGCAGAGGAGGGCGGCAGGAUGUAUGGAUCGGGUGGGAGGUUAG
Molecule: messenger RNA, 1707 nt
Organism: Endocarpon pusillum Z07020
Lineage: Eukaryota; Fungi; Ascomycota; Eurotiomycetes; Verrucariales; Verrucariaceae
Exons: 1
Coding region: 1-1707 (568 amino acids)
Biological process (GO): transmembrane transport
Cellular component (GO): membrane
Molecular function (GO): myo-inositol:proton symporter activity
Source: RefSeq, a predicted model, not a curated record